AUGGCCCGUCUCCCUGCUGCCGAGAAGCUUCCCCUUGCUCUGCGCAAGAACGUCCGGGACGAGUGGGAGAACAACAAGGCCGACCUCGAGAGCCAGCUCUCCGAAGUCCUCGGGACCGCCUGGACCAUCGAAGUGAAUCCCCUUGCCAUCUGGCCCUACCACAACGACGGCUACGCCAAGGAGUCACUCGGCUCCUGCAUCAAGGCCUACGUCGAAGGCGCCAUCUACCAACUCAAGUACCAAAGCUCCAAGCACGGCGACGAGUACAAAACCGAGAUCAACACCAUCUGCUCGGCGCACCUCCUAACCCUCGACCUGGAAGAGACCAGCCCCGCGCGCUUCUCCUACGGCGGAUGCGACGUCCACGACGGACAACUGCGCAUCCUCUUCGUGGAGGGCAGCCUCGGCACCAACAUCGACGACUGCCUGUCCGAGGACAAGCUCACCGCGGCGCUCAACGCAGCCCCCAGCGACGCGCCGCUCUCCUUCGUCGCGCGCACAUCCAUCCGCGCAGACUACGAUCCCAAGAUUGGCGAGGUGCGCGAGCAGAUUGCCACGCUGCUGGGCCAGCGCGCCGAGGACGUGAAGCUGAACGCGAACUUCGACGCCAACUUCGCGGCGCUGGACGCCGCGCGCAAGGCGGGGGACAGUUCGGUGCGGGAAGACUGGGAGGGGAAUUUGGGGUCGUUCACGCUGCAGUAUUUUGAGGGGCUGGCGUACCAGAUGAAGGACAUCAAGGUGGGGGAGGACGAGAUGGUGCAGGAGGGGGUAUUGGAGGCGGUCAGCUCGAACGAGUACGCCUUCCGCGUGGUGGACAAGCUCAAGAAUGAGACGUACUGCGAGGUGGAGAUUGAGGAGGGGGUGCUGUAUCUGCAGUGCACGCCGGGGUAUUUUGGCACGAACGUCAAUGAUGCGGCGGCGAAGCUCAUGGAUAAGCUCUGA
This is a messenger RNA of Chaetomium globosum CBS 148.51, 942 nucleotides long. RefSeq lists its product as uncharacterized. The transcript has 3 exons. The coding region runs from base 1 to 942 and encodes 313 amino acids. The record is from RefSeq and is a predicted model, not a curated record. NCBI's taxonomy places the organism in Eukaryota, Fungi, Ascomycota, Sordariomycetes, Sordariales, Chaetomiaceae.